UCAGUCGGGACAAAGCGCCUGUCACCUUCGCGCAUCAUUUUUGCCCGCAUCAUCACCUCCGAUAGACAUCGCGUCGAACCCGGAGUUUCUUUUCUACUGCUUCCUGUUUGCUUUUUCGUGUGCUUGACUUGCACCUGAUCCGUCGUCGUACCAGACGACACCAAACCGAGCUACGCCCCCCCCCCCCCCCCCCGGCCCAAAACCCGCGCCUGAGGGAGAAGCGAAAGCAUCCAUCGCUCGGUCGGGAUGGCGGACGGAGCCGGAACCGGGGAUGGCCAAAAUGGAGCUCGAAAUUCGGCCUCCGCCAGCAGUGAAAGUGGACCCGAGCCAAACAGUCCAUCUGGUGGUCACGUGGAGUGGUGUAAACAGUUGAUCGCCGCCACUUUGUCCACUCACAUCUCGACAGCCUGUAACGUCGUCACCAAGGGAGAACGCAAAGAUUCGACGGAUGAGAGUCUCCGUUACCGCGGAGACGAUGACGCCGAGCAUCCCGACAACCCUUUGAACCCUGCGGCACCAAGGCUGAAAAUGAGUGAAAAAAUGACUGCAGUUCCUCUCCUGCCAGGGGAAAAAAUUCAGACUACCAUUGAGGACGUGACAUACAUUUGUCCCUAUAGGGGUCUGCUCAACGGAACUCUGACCAUCACUGACUAUAAGCUCUACUUCAGCAGCAUGGAAAGGGAUUGCCCGUUUAUCCUGGCUGUGAACCUGGGCGUCAUUAGUCGACUGGAGACGGUGGGCAUCCCCGACCGAGGUGACAACACCGAGGGACUGGAGCUGGUCUGCAAGGACAUGAGGAGCCUGAAGUUCGCCUACAAGAUGACGGCAGACCACGCGGAUGUGGCGGAGACAAUUGCCUCGCGAGCUUUCCCGCUGUCCCGCCAGCUGACCUUAUUCGCCUUCCGCUACGAGCAGCGCUUCCCCGUGGACGGCUGGAAGGUGUACGAGCCGCUGGCAGAAUGGCGGCGGCAGGGUCUCCCCAACGAGAGCUGGACCAUCAGCCGACUGAAUGCGUCCUAUCAGCUGUGCGAAACGUACCCCGCCGUCCUGGUGGUCCCUGCCAACGUCUCGGACGAGGACAUCAAGCGGGUGACGGCGUUCCGAGCCAAGCGCCGCAUUCCGGUGCUCUCUUGGCUCCACCCCGAGUCGCACGCGGCCCUGGUGCGCUGCGGCCAGCCACUGGUGGGCCCGACCGACCGACGCUGCAAAGAGGACGAGCGCCUCCUCCAGACCAUCAUGGACGCCAACGCGCACUCCCACAAGCUGAGCAUCUUCGACGCCCGACAAUUCAGCGUUGCCCGCAGCAACAAAGCGAAGGACGGCGGCUACGAGAGCGAGAGCGUCUACGCCAACGUGGAGCUCAACUUCCUGGAGAUACCGAACAUCCACGUGAUGCGCGAGGCCCUCAGGAAGUUAAAGGACGUCCUGUACCCCGACAUCCAGCAAGCGCGCUGGCACUCCAACCUUGACCACACACACUGGCUCCACUACAUUCAGCUGCUGCUGUGCGGAGCGUCCCAGAUGGCAUCCAAGCUGGAACGCGCAAAGACGUCUGUGGUGGUCCACUGCAGCGACGGCUGGGACAGGACGGCUCAGCUGACGUCUCUGACCAUGCUCAUGCUGGACGCCCACUACCGUACGCUCCGAGGAUUCCAGGUUCUGGUGGAGAAGGAGUGGAUCAGCUUUGGACACAAAUUUGCUGCCCGGGUGGGCCACGGUAACGACGACCACAGCAACUCGGAGCGCUCGCCUCUCUUCGUUCAGUUCGUGGACUGCGUGUGGCAGAUGACCCGGCAGUUCCCGGCGGCGUUUGAGUUCAACGAGCUUUUCCUGCUCACGCUGCUGGACCACCUGUACAGCUGCCUCUUUGGAACCUUCCUCUGCAAUAGCGAGCAAGAGCGUACGGCUCAGGAGCUCCAGACCCGGACAGCGUCCCUGUGGUCCUACAUCAACAGCCAACCCGAGGACUUCAGCAACCCGCUUUACGUCCACGAGGACCACAGCGUGCUUUACCCGCUAGCGUCCUGCAAGCAUCUGGAGCUGUGGACGGCUUACUACGCACGAUGGAAUCCUCGCAUGAGACCGCAGGUGGCGCAGCAUCAGACACUGAAGGACCUCCUGCUGUUGCGGGUCCAUCUUGAGCAGAGGGUGGAGGAGCUGCGCAGGGAGGUCCAGGCUAACUCUCCUGCGGUCUCGCCCGAACACACCUCCGGGACCACUACGGCCACCCCAGUCUGACCCAUAUGCACGCCCGUGUGUGUGAAUUGGACGGUUAACUUACGUUUACCUUCUGAGGCACAGGUUUUACCCCUCCCACAUACCUUCACCUGGGAAAAUAUCCUUGAAAAUGGGCGAUCUGGCGGGGGCUGACUGUGGCACAAAUAUCUCAGGGCCUUUUGAUGCGUUUACGGCGCUCACCUGAAAAACUGAGAGCACACUUUCGAUACUUUGUAGAGUGGAUUUGCAGAACUGAAACCAUGCCAACCUUUUUCCAACACCAAGACGACGACAUGGCCUCUCAAAUGCCGCAGGGAUUGAAAGGUGACAUGGUACAAAAAAAAAGAAUUAUUUCCCAGAUACUCGUAAUAUUUUGAUAAAAGUCU
Hippocampus comes (tiger tail seahorse) is the source of this 2603-nucleotide messenger RNA. RefSeq names its product myotubularin related protein 1a (gene mtmr1a). NCBI's taxonomy places the organism in Eukaryota, Metazoa, Chordata, Actinopteri, Syngnathiformes, Syngnathidae. Bases 247 to 2238 code for a protein of 663 amino acids. Gene Ontology annotation, molecular function: phosphatidylinositol-3,5-bisphosphate 3-phosphatase activity; phosphatidylinositol-3-phosphate phosphatase activity. The transcript has 18 exons. Gene Ontology annotation, biological process: phosphatidylinositol dephosphorylation. Gene Ontology annotation, cellular component: membrane; cytoplasm. The record is from RefSeq and is a predicted model, not a curated record.